This is a messenger RNA of Sphenostylis stenocarpa, 903 nucleotides long. NCBI's taxonomy places the organism in Eukaryota, Viridiplantae, Streptophyta, Magnoliopsida, Fabales, Fabaceae. The record is from the annotation of a GenBank genome assembly.
AUGAGCCAUUCGGGCAUGGAGGAGGAGGAAGCCCCAGACGUUAUCUGCGAGCUAGAAAACGUUCAAGGCUUAGUGGAAGCCCUCACCGCCGUUCGGUGGAAGCGCUACCAGGACGCUGUGUUGGAGUUGUCGGAACACGGCAUCGUUUUGAUCGUCGACGAAAACGGUUGCCUCCAAGCCAAGGUUUAUCUCAAACGAGAGCUUUUCAUUCGCUACGAUUACAAGGCACGAGGACGACCUCGUUUGGGAGUGAGUUUAGGGCAUUUCGUUGAUUGCUUGAACGCCUUCUGGCUUCCUGGUCAAUUCAGCGUUGUUCAGAUUCAAUAUCCAGGUCCUGACAUGCAGCUUCUUCUCAAAUCUGUAGAUUCGCUGGAUUCCAGUAUUUGUGCAGAGAUCAGAACAAGGAUUCCAGAUACAAUUGGGUGGGACUACAAUUUUGAACCUGCAGGGGCCAACCCUUUAACCUUUACUGUUAAAUCUGCAGCACUAAAGGAAGCUAUUGAGGAUCUUGAAUGGCCUGGAUCAAGCAUCCAGAUUAUUCUAGAGCCAGAUCCUCCUUCUGUUACAUUAAGAGCUGAAGGACACGGAGACUUACAGAUAGAUUUCAUGUAUUAUGUCAAUUCAGAACUCUUGGUAGCAUUUCAAUGUGAUCAUCGAACUUCUUUCAAGUACAAAUAUAAGUUUCUCAGGGCAACAACUUCUAACAUGCCUAGCAGUGUUAUUAAAGAAAAUAGAGGAAGUAAGUUAAGCAUUGGGAGAGGUGGAAUGUUAAAAGUUCAGCAUCUGGUUUCAAUUGCCAAACCAUCCGUGUCACACACCUAUGUCGAUGCAGUUGGCUAUCAGCAACCGGGUAGAAUAGCUCAUAUUGAAUUCUUUGUGAAACCAGAGGAAACUGAGGACUAA